AUGUUCUCAAGUCUCAAUUUUGCCACUGCCGUCCUUUCCAUUCUAUCAAACGGAAUUAUCCUUGCUCUGAUCCUGGCCAAGACAUCUGCUAGUAUCCGUCAGAUCGGUCUACCAUAUAACAGAGGCGCUCAGCUGUUCGUUCUCAUCCAGAAGGAUGGUACUCUGCAGUUCAUAGCCAUUCUAAUCAUAUACAUCGUCAAUUCGGUCGGAUUGAAGUAUCCAACUGUACAAAUGCGGACGCUACCACUCUUGCUGGAAGCAGUAACUGCCACUUUGAUAUCGAGAUUUAAUCUCAACCUUCGUGCUAUUUAUACCCGAGACGUAUCGAUAUCUGGCCGCCAGACGAGUGUCAAUUUGGAGAGUAUCGACACAAGUCGUAACAUUGUCUUCGGCAGCGAAGGAGGCAAUGACAGUGAUGACGAAUAG
This is a messenger RNA of Fibroporia radiculosa, 426 nucleotides long. RefSeq lists its product as uncharacterized. NCBI's taxonomy places the organism in Eukaryota, Fungi, Basidiomycota, Agaricomycetes, Polyporales, Fibroporiaceae. The coding region runs from base 1 to 426 and encodes 141 amino acids. The transcript has 6 exons. The record is from RefSeq and is a predicted model, not a curated record.